AUGAAGAUUGCCAUCAUUGGCGCCGGCAUCUCAGGAUGCACCGCAUACCUCCUGCUCAAGAAACACCUCCCCAAAGCCCUCGAUGCUGAGGACCACUCCAUCACCAUCUAUGAGGCAUAUGACACGAACAAGGACACCACUUACGUUGAGCGUGGACAGGGGCCAACUCACUCCUCCACGCUCAUCGUCGGUGGCGGGCUGGGCGUGGGGCCCAAUGGACUCAACGUCAUCAAGCGUCUUGACGAGGACCUCCUACGUGACAUUGUCAGGGGCGGGUAUGUUGUCUCGACCAUGAUCAUGAAGAGCAAGAAUGGCACCGUGCUAGUCAGGACCCAGCCGGCAGGCGACCCAGAAUCCGACAAGGUCGCGGAUCGAAACAUGCACAUGGUCUCCAGCAGCCGCCACUCACUCUGGAAAUGCCUACGCGAGCGCAUCCCAGAUGAUGCCAUUGUCACCAAGCGAGUCUCCGCCGUCGUCGCCAACCCAAGCGGGCCAAACACCGUAAGCUUUGUGGACGGGAGCCCGUCCGUCGAGGUGGACCUCGUCAUUGGCGCCGACGGCUUGAAGAGCUCGGCAAAGCGCGCCUUGUUCCCCGAGGUUAAGGAAGACCCGUUCCCGCCUCAUUACGAGGGUCUCGCCGGCGUGGGGGGCUUCAUUCCGGCCGCAGAGGUUCGAGAACACGUCGAAAAGGGGUCCAUGAACUUUGUGUUUGGGGGCAACGGGUUCUUUGGGUACUUCUUCUCGGAAAGCACAGAGGAUUCGCCCCAUCGUGACUCGCCGUACCACAUCUCGGAGCCAAGCGACAGGCUCGCCUGGUGGUCUACUUACACAGUCGCAGAGCCCCCCACGCCGGGCAACCUGGAUAGAGCCGCCGUUACGGCGCAGCUACGGGAACGUCACCAGAGCUGGAAGGAUCCUGUCAUCCAAAAGAUUCUGCAAUCACUCACGGUGGAGAACAUGUAUCCCACGUGGACCAUCCCGCCGCUGCCGACCUGGGAGCGAGAUGGCGUCGUGCUGGUCGGCGAUGCUGCCCAUGCCCUGCCGUCGACGUCGGGCCAGGGCUCCUCGCAGGCCCUCGAGGACGUGGAAGCCUUCACCCUGCUUCUGAGCCACCAUCUGCGCAAGGCGCACACCGCGGGCAAACCCGGCACGCUGGAGAAGAAAGAUGUGAUCAAAGCGGCGGCGAAGCAGUACAUGGAGCUGCGCCUGCCACGUGUUACGCAAAUCUUGCAGGACUCUAGACAAAUGCAAGAUUCGAAACGCGACAAGGGAUUCGUCGAGGAGUACAUGAUGUACAUUUUCAUGUGGAUGAUGGGAUGCUUCCCCGGAGUGAUGGCCAAAUUCAUGAACAAGGCCUUUUCUUACAACAUUGCAGACGACGUCAAAAGGGUGCUUGGUAAGGACGACUAA
Messenger RNA from Purpureocillium lilacinum, 1410 nucleotides. RefSeq lists its product as uncharacterized. Gene Ontology annotation, molecular function: FAD binding; monooxygenase activity. NCBI's taxonomy places the organism in Eukaryota, Fungi, Ascomycota, Sordariomycetes, Hypocreales, Ophiocordycipitaceae. The record is from RefSeq and is a predicted model, not a curated record.